Sorex araneus (European shrew) is the source of this 3415-nucleotide messenger RNA. RefSeq names its product PC4 and SRSF1 interacting protein 1 (gene PSIP1). Gene Ontology annotation, molecular function: transcription coregulator activity; double-stranded DNA binding. The coding region runs from base 362 to 1954 and encodes 530 amino acids. The transcript is spliced from 16 exons. Gene Ontology annotation, cellular component: nucleus. The record is from RefSeq and is a predicted model, not a curated record. NCBI's taxonomy places the organism in Eukaryota, Metazoa, Chordata, Mammalia, Eulipotyphla, Soricidae. Gene Ontology annotation, biological process: regulation of transcription by RNA polymerase II.
GGUGCCGCCCCAGUGCUAGCGGGCGCCGAGCGGGAGCCGCGCGGGAGCAGCGCAGCGACGGCGGCGGCAGCGGCAGCGGCGGCGGCGGCGGCGGUUGCGAUUCGGGGCCGUUGAGACGCCUCUGCGGCAGCUGGUGGCGCAGGUGGCUUGCGUGGACGCGGGCACGGGCGGCUGGCCCGCAACCGCAGCCUGAGCGCCCGCGGCCCCGGCAGGCGCUUUGGGACCCCCCCCACCCCUCAGGCAUCCUCUCCCUCUGGCUGCCCGGGGAGCCUGCACUCCGGUACGCCCCCUCGCCGUCCGCCCCGCCGCACCUCCUCCUCCUCCUCCCCGGGCUUCGGACCCCCCGCCUCGCCCCCGAAAUAUGACACGCGAUUUCAAACCGGGAGACCUCAUCUUCGCCAAGAUGAAAGGGUACCCUCAUUGGCCAGCUCGAGUAGAUGAAGUUCCCGAUGGAGCUGUAAAACCACCCACAAACAAACUGCCCAUUUUCUUUUUUGGAACUCAUGAGACUGCUUUUUUAGGCCCAAAGGAUAUAUUUCCUUAUUCCGAAAAUAAAGAAAAGUAUGGCAAACCAAAUAAACGAAAAGGCUUUAAUGAAGGUUUAUGGGAGAUAGAUAACAAUCCAAAAGUGAAAUUUUCAAGUCAACAGGCAUCAGCUAAACAGUCAAAUGCAUCAUCUGAUGUUGAAGUUGAAGAAAAAGAAACAAGUGUUUCAAAGGAAGAUACUGACCUUGAAGAGAAAGCCAGUAAUGAGGAUGUGAGUAAAGCAAUGGACAUAACCACUCCCAAAGCUGCUAGAAGAGGGAGAAAGAGAAAGGCAGAAAAACAAGUAGAAUCCGAGGAGUCAGGCGUAGUGACAACAGCAGCAUCGUCUGUUAAUCUAAAAGUGAGUCCUAAAAGAGGACGACCUGCAGCUGCAGAAGUCAAGAUUCCAAAACCAAGAGGCAGACCCAAGAUGGUAAAACAACCCUGUCCUUCAGAGAGUGACAUGGUAGCUGAAGAAGACAAAAGUAAGAAGAAGGGGCAGGAGGAAAAACAACCUAAAAAGCAGCUUAAAAAGGAGGAAGAGGGCCAAAAGGAAGAAGAUAAGCCAAGAAAAGAGCCAGACAAAAAAGAUGGGAAGAAAGAAGUUGACUCAAAAAGGAAAAAUUUAGCUAAAACAGGGGUUACAUCAACCUCUGAUUCUGAAGAUGAUGAUGAUCAAGAAGGUGAAAAGAAGAGAAAAGGUGGAAGAAACUUUCAGACUGCUCAUAGAAGGAAUAUGCUGAAAGGUCAACAUGAGAAGGAAGCAGCAGAUAGAAAACGCAAGCAAGAGGAACAAAUGGAGACUGAGCAGCAGAAUAAAGAUGAAGGAAAGAAGCCUUCAGAAGUUAAGAAAGUGGAGAAGAAGCGAGAAACAUCAAUGGAUUCUCGACUUCAAAGGAUACAUGCUGAAAUUAAAAAUUCACUCAAAAUUGAUAAUCUUGAUGUGGCCAGAUGUAUAGAAGCCUUGGAUGAACUUGCUUCACUUCAGGUCACAAUGCAGCAAGCUCAGAAACACACAGAGAUGAUCACAACACUGAAAAAAAUACGGCGAUUCAAAGUUAGUCAGAUUAUCAUGGAAAAGUCUACAAUGUUGUAUAACAAGUUUAAAAAUAUGUUUUUGGUUGGUGAAGGAGAUUCUGUGAUCACACAAGUGCUGAAUAAAUCUCUUGCCGAACAAAGACAGCAUGAAGAAGCAAAUAAAACCAAAGAUCAAGGGAAGAAAGGGCCAAACAAAAAGUUAGAAAAGGAACAAACAGGUUCAAAGACUCUGAAUGGAGGACCUGAUAAUCCAGACAGUAAUCAACCACAGCAUAAUGGUGACAGCAAUGAAGAAAGCAAAGACAGUCAUGAGGCCAGCAGUAAGAAAAAGCCAUCCAGUGAAGAGAGAGAGAUUGAAAUAUCUUUGAAGGAUUCUACACUAGAUAACUAGGCCGAUAUACCUGGAACAUAACAUUCAAGAAGUUUGUAAUGGUUUUCAUUUGGAAUAUUUAGAUUGCUGAAAGUUUUAAAUUUUUAUAAGCAUAGGUUUUGAUGUCUAAAACUUGUUUUGAGGGAGAAAAUCCCCUUAACUCUGUUUAAAAGUAAACAUUGCUACUUGUACUUGUGCAGUAUUGACAGCUACAAUAUACAGUACAUGUGGGGGAAAUCCAUUUUUGGAAAUGUUAAACUGCCUUUCAAGACAUUGGUUGUAGCAUAUUUUCAAUUAGUGUGUGUAUGUUAAUGUGUUAAUGAGAGUAGGAAAAAAGGUUACAUUUUAAGAGCUACUUGUAUACACCUUUCCUCUUUCCCAAAAUAUCGUGGGGGUUUGUGCAUAGUUUUUACAAAUAUUGGAUUUACCAGACUGUCUUUUCACUGUUUGUGGGUUUUGUAGAAGUUACGCAUUUUUAAUGGUAGAUAAAAUGUUACUUCUAUAUAAGUACUCCCUCCUUUUAUCAAAAGUUUAUUUUAAAAUAAUCUCAGUCUACAUUGUGCUAACAUCCUACUGCUUUGUAAUAAUGUGUGGUCUGUAUGCCUUUUUGUAUGACAACCAUAUAUCCCAACUGACAUUUAACUGACAAUUUUAUGAGGUAAAAAAAAUUCAUGUUAACAUUUGGAUAUAAAUUAGUUUCAUGGCAGGGAGCUCAGUUAAAGUCACAUGACUUAGGAAGAGUGAAAUGGGUGUGUAUAGGAAUGAAUCUGGUUUUGGGGGUUCAGCCAUCUAUAAUCACGGGCACUAGUUGCUAAAACAGAAAACUGAAGAUUAUUUUUGAGAAAUGUCUUGAGUUUCUGAAGUUUCUUAAAAUACUCAUUAAGGAUUUCAAUAAGUCAUAUUUUUUUAAUUGGAAAAAAAUCCCAUGACGCUUAUACCGUAAAUAAAAAGUAAAUAUAUAAGGAAACUAAGGUUAAUUGAAAAUAUGGCUGUAUCAGGAGGUAAUUUUCAUUUUAUAUUGUACAUGUGGUAGGACUGCAAAAUGUGGACGCAUUGAUCACUCCAAGGCAGCAGACAAAGGAGUACUUUGAUAGCCUGUAUAUUCUGUAUUUGGAGGGACUCAAUCAGGAAAACAAGGUUAAAAACAAAAUUCAAAGGUAAUUAAAAGCAUUUGAAAAUAUUUUUAACAUUAGGUCAGUUGUGGUUUUCAAUGACACUUGUCCUAUCUUUGGAACUAUGAAUACAGGCUUAAUGCAGUGUUGUGCAUGUGAGAUGCAUUGUAUACUUGACCUCUACAAUUCAAGUUUUGCUUUUCAGAGGUCUUACAAUGGAACUAGGGCCCACUGAUUUGAGGAAAUUCUUGCUAUUAAACCCUUCGUUACUUGUUUAGUCCUUACACUUUAAAUUUCGACAGAUUUAUUAGAGUUAAGCCAUAAGUGUCAACAUGUAAACUUGUUUUGAUUAAAGAAUUUUUCUAUCAAA